AUGGGUGAUACCAUUGAUUUUCAUUUAGUAGAGGAAGCUAUUAAACAGAACAAACAUUCUAUUCGUCUUCAAGAGGCUGUAUGUCUGAUGAUAAAGAAUCGCGCUCAUGCAGAAUUAACAUAUCUUCAAGAAAUCGAAAGUUGGAAGGCAAAAUAUCAGAAUGAGUUGCCGAAAGAAGUUGGCGGCAAAGAUGUAUUUGAUUUUUUCAAAUCAGCCCCGUGGCAGGAGACACACCGCUUGGCAGAGAUCCAUAGAUGUAUUUAUGAUCAGCUUAUGGCCAAUAGCGGUCCUUAUCAGAAAAUCCUUAAACACAUCCGACGGGACCAGGAGCUGAAAGAAAUAGAGGAUGAAUUCAGGCCCUAUGACAUACAGCGGGAUGCCUUAGAAAACGCUGUCCAGAUUCAUAAGCAGUCUUUAAGCAAUUUGAAAGCUCUUUUGAUUGAUUUGGAAGAAAAACUUUCUAGGAAGAACAAAAGACGUUCCGCCAAGGGCACGGCCAAAUUAGAAUCUAUAAUUACACAAGUGUCUCGUCUUCAAGAACGAAUUAAAACAACCUCUCAAACAUGUAUUGAAGAUGAGAGAGAGUUACAGAAUUUGAUAAAUAGGAAGAAGAAGACCCUACAGAUAAUGUUUCAAGAGCUGAAAGAAUUAGAUAAGGGCAGAUUUUCCGUGAUCAUUGAAGUGAUUUCAGAGUUUGUAAAACAUGUGAUUCCGCAAUGUGACUUAAUUCAUGAAAGUGCAGAUAAUACAGUCGAAUCCUUCAAAAACCUACAAACGAUUAAUUUUCGAAAAAUGUACAGCCAUAAUUGGAUACGAGUGGCAGAAAGGGCAAAGCUCAAGAAGGCAGGAUUUGUUACGGGGGUCGAUAUGUUUUUGGUGACCAAUCCUUCCGUGCAACCAGAGGAUCUGGAUUUGCACGUAACAGGGGAGUUAAUGAGGACCAGAAAGAGACAAAUGACUCCACCACACCAUUCUGUAUCUCAGAAACAACCAGAUAUACCACAGAAAGAAAUGAGUACCAACCUUGCUAACAGCACGACAACUUGUUCUAGUUUGAAUACAGUGCUGAAAAACGGAUUAACCAUGAAAUUCCCAUCGCCGUUAGUGGUGGAAUAUUCCGAAGAUGAGAUAGAAACAAUAGAACUGCCAGAGGAAUCAUCUUGUCGUCUUCCAAAUCCAUUCCACGUCAAAGAAUUCUGUGUUUUGCCCGAGGACGACCAUCCCUGCAGCAGAGUGAGCGGGGACUGUUCAGUGGCCUCAAACAAUGAUCACCCCGACACUUCAGAAAAUAGCGAUAUAGGAAGACUGCGUGACAUUAUCAGAGUGGUCGCCCACACAAAUUACAAGGCUCAGAGAAAAAAUGAACUCAGUCUCAAUAAAGGUCAAGUAAUUAAACAGAUAAAGGCAUUUAGCGAAGAAGGAUUUGCGUAUGGAUACACACGUAGAAACAAGCUGUCACUUAAACGAUAUGGAUGGUACCCCAUCAGUGUCGUAUCCAUUAAGUAA
Messenger RNA from Ostrea edulis (European flat oyster), 1506 nucleotides. RefSeq lists its product as uncharacterized. The transcript has a single exon. Gene Ontology annotation, molecular function: protein binding. The coding region runs from base 1 to 1506 and encodes 501 amino acids. NCBI's taxonomy places the organism in Eukaryota, Metazoa, Mollusca, Bivalvia, Ostreida, Ostreidae. The record is from RefSeq and is a predicted model, not a curated record.